AUGCUCGCGCAGGAAGCAAAAAAGACUCCCAAGGGCCCCAUUCUGCUCGUUAGUCCCCGGGGCCCCAACGACAGUCCCGGACUUGACUCACAGUCAUGUUUGUUGGAUUUGCUCGUCAGCAGCCGUUUUGCUAGCCGAUUUGUGCGCCAAUUUUGUACAGCCAUGGCAGGAAACUUCAAGGUCUGUGUGGUUGGCGGUGCAGGCGGCAUUGGCCAGCCGCUGAGCAUGCUCAUGGCCAUGGACCCCAACGUCUCCGAGCUCUGCGUGUAUGAUUUAACCAUGGCGAUGGUGCCAGCAGAAGGUGUUGCUGCCGACCUGUCACACUUGAACAUGAAGUGCAAGGUCAAGGGCUAUGCGUUUGACAAGGAUGACAAGGCAAUUGACAAGGCUGGCGAUUGUUUGACUGGCUGUCAUUUGGUGCUGGUGCCUGCGGGUGUACCUCGAAAGCCUGGGCAGGACAGAAAGGACCUUCUCAACAUCAAUGCUGGUAUCGCCAAGAACAUUGUAGAAGCCUGCGCCAAGUUUUGCCCAGAGGCUGUGGUUGGGCUCAUCGUCAAUCCAGUGAAUUCUGUGGUGCCUGCCAUGUGCGAGAUGUGGAAGAAGAAGGGCUUGAAUCCUGCCAAGAUUGUCGGAAUCACCACGCUCGAUGUGGUCCGCGCCGACAAGUUCGUCCACGAGAUGACGGGGGCGCCCAUGAGCGACGUCUCGGUGCCCGUGAUCGGAGGCCAUGCUGGCACCACCAUUUUGCCACUCUUCUCGCAGUGUCAGGUGGGCAUGACUAUCCCUGCGGACAAGAUCCCAGACUUGGACAAGAAGGUUCAGGAUGCUGGCACGGUGGUUGUCGCGGCCAAGAAUGGAAAGGGCAGCGCCACCUUAUCCAUGGCCUAUGCCGGAGCACGCUUGGGCAAGGCUGUCCUGGCCGGCCUGAAUGGUGAAGUGGUCACCGAAUGCGCCUACGUGGAAUCGAAGAUCACUGACUUGCCCUACUUUGCUUCCAAGGUGACUUUUGGCAAGCAGGGUGUUGAAACUGUCCACCCCUUGGGCGACCUCAACGACUACGAACAAGGCCGCCUCAAGGCGCUUCUGCCCGUUUUGAAGGAGGAGAUCGAAGCUGGCCUUGACUAUGCCAAGGAGAACGACUUCGCAUGA
Molecule: messenger RNA, 1149 nt
Organism: Durusdinium trenchii
Lineage: Eukaryota; Dinophyceae; Suessiales; Symbiodiniaceae
Source: the annotation of a GenBank genome assembly